Molecule: messenger RNA, 3412 nt
Organism: Chara braunii
Lineage: Eukaryota; Viridiplantae; Streptophyta; Charophyceae; Charales; Characeae
Source: the annotation of a GenBank genome assembly
GCCGGGAAGAGGAUCAGAGAGCGGAGCAGCGGGCAAGGAGAAAAGGAACCAGGGAAGUGGCCGAGACGGUCAUGCAUGACAGACCUCCCAAGAAGAAAAAGUAUACGGUUCGGUUGGAAGAGGGGUUUGACGUGGAGAGAGUAAUUGACAGGCUGCUAGAAGGGCAUAAUGAUCUCAUGACCCUGAAGGAAAUCCUGGCGUCAGCCCCGCGACUCCGCGAUGAAUUGAAAGAGAGGUUGUCGCGGCGCUUAGUGCCCAACGUCCAUCUGGGCACGAUCCUGCCCAAGGAGGCAAAGUGGGCGGAAUCGGGCACGAAGAUGGAUUGGAAGUGCGUGGCCUGCGGCACAGUGUACUUAGUGGUAAAAGGCUCUAAGUGUGCGGCAAUGGUGGACACCGGGGCUGAAAUGAACAUCAUCCGAGAAGCGGACGCUAUCAGAUUCGGGCUCGACAUAGACCGUUCAGAUUGCGGUAUUCUGCAUGGGGCCAGUUGUAAGGCCGUGUUUUGCGGGACAACCUCGAAUGUGCUCAUCGAGGUUGGGAAGGUGAAGGCCAAGGCAUGCUUCUUCAUAAUCCCGGACGUGGAUCAUGGAAUCCUCCUGGGAAGGUCGUUCCUAAGUAGGACAGAGACCGUGAUAUUUAACAAGCAUGACGAGACUUUAAUCCUUCUCCUAAAUGACCCUGCUUGCGGGAAUUACGAAAUAAUUACCUGCAGGAACACAGGGCCGAGGAGUAUAAGGAACCGGCCCAAUCCAGGAUCCUUCACGAUUGAAGAAUCGGAAAGUGAGCGCCGGAGGCUCUGGGCAGAGCCAGAAGGAGAAGAGAAGGUGGAGGCAUUUUCCCUCAGCCUGUCAGACGUCGGGAAGGCCAUGGACUUGGUGGCCGUGCAUGAAAUGGCAUAUCCGGAUGUCAUCCAGGCCUUGAGGGAGCAGUGGAUGAUGGAGUUAGAGCUGGUUAGUUCGCAUAGUCUGGUGGGGGACAUGAGGACGAUCGAGGAAGGACCAGGCCAGGUAGAACAGCAUGAGGACCUGAUGGGAGGAAUGUAUUUCCUCGUCAACACGUUAUUGCAGAAAAGCCUCAACCAGUCAGGCUCGUUGAACCCGGCAGGGAAUGUGGACGAAGUGCCCGAGAGCCAGGACGACGAGUUCGAGGAGGGGGGGAUUGAGGAGGUCUUUCGUGCAGAGGAGUAUGACGGGAUCUACUUAGAGCUGGGGCUUCUUUUGUCUUGCAAGAUGCGGCUAAGGAAUGCGAGCGAUAGGGCUCAGAGGAUGCUGCAGCGCUACUUAGUGCGAGACGGCCACCUUUUUGUAAGGAGAGAAGUGGGGAAUCCCAGGAGAAUCGUCUGCGGUAGGAACCGUCAGAUUGAUGUCAUAGCAGCGCUCCAUGACGGCAUUGCAGGAGGGCAUCGAGAGGUACAAGCCAUGUAUGCCAAAAUAAGUGAGUUGUACUACUGGGAUGGGAUGAUGGACAUGGUCGGGAAGUUUUGCCGAUCUUGCGUACCCUGCCAGGAGAGAUCCCGUUUAAGGCAAGGAGAGCCGCUGCAUCCAAGGCUAGAGCGAGAGAUGGGGGCUGUAGUGCAUCUCGAUCUACUUUUCAUGCCACUUGGGGAUCAGGGCUAUAACUAUAUCUUCGAUGCGCACGAUAACCUGUCUGGCUUCGUAGACGGGCGUGCUAUUCGCACAAAGACCGGGCCAGUCUUGGUGAGCUGCAUCGAGGAGUACUAUCUGCGCUAUCCUUUCGUCAGGGAAUUCGUAAUGGACAGGGGAUCGGAGUUUACCUGCCAGGAGGUACAAGAAUUGUUAUCAAGGUCUGACUUUACGAAGACAGCCAUGCCAAUAGGAGGGAAGGGGACACGGCCGCCUCGGAGGCCGUUGGGCGCAUCAGGAGGAUAUGAGUGGCAUGGGCCUCACCAUCGGGAGAGCACUCCAGAGUACGAUGGUGACGACAUCGAGCUAUUCCUGGACAAAUUCUGGGAGCAUGCGCGGCGUAUGGGCUGGACCGUGACCCAGGGGAUUGAGAGGUUGAGAGGAGUCGGCAAAUUCGAGGAGCCCGUCGCGCGGGUCCGUAAGGAGGCGACGACGAGGUCAAAGGUGGAGUUGAGGGUGCAGGAGCUACGACCCUCGCCUGUAGGACCUGAUGUCGGGCCGAUCCGCCUAGAGAUUGGGAAUGCGUCGAACUUCAUCCCCGCCUUUGAGUGGUUCAUGCAGGGGCAAGUGGAGUUACAUCGGUUUACCGAGGGUGGACUGAGGAGGUCGCCAGCAUGCACACAGGAGGAGCCGCCGGCGUCUGAGGGGCCCUUGAGGGAGUUGGAGGCGCAUUUGGACAUCUCUCGGUGGAGAGCGUCGCCUCGGGGUGAGGAGCAUGGAGAGCAGGCAGAGGCGGUGCCACGAGAGGAGGUGCCACGAGAGGAGGUGCCACAUAAGGAGGGAAAGGUGGACAAGCCAGAGAGCAGCCGGCAGGGAGAGCAGAGGCAACCAGGACAGGGUUUGCCAGGACAGCUAUCUGCAGCAGGGCCUCGCCGAGAGCCACCUAUGGGGAGAGUUAUCCUGGAGUCAGAGGAGGCGAGAGCCCAAAGGGAGGCGGAGAGAGAGGCCUUCGAGUUCAGAGCCCCUACCGAGCUCGCGAUGCUGCCUGUAGCAGCGGCGGACCCAGUCGUACCUUUGGCAGUUAAGGAGGGGCUACCACCAUCUAGCAGUGAGCCGGCUGCAGAGGGAUCCAUGGGCGUGCUCCUUGAGGCAGUGCAUUCUAUGCAGGAGGAGCCGAGUUUGUUUUCACCCGAGCAGAGGAUAGAGGAGCCUCUUGAGAGAGAGAUGGGGAUUGAGGCGGAGGGUGUCAUCGAGGGCGAGCUCCAGAGGUUGGGCAUGCCUGAGUAUGAGCUAGAGGAGAUUGAGGAGCAGCCCAUGGUGAUGCCAGGAGAGAUGCUCGAGAGGAGACCUCAGAGGUUGGACGUGCCUGAGUGCGUCUCAGCGACAGGGGAUUUGAGGAGCAGACUGGGAUCUUGGGCUACUGGAUCUGGGUCUGGGGGACCGGUUUCUGGGAUAGAGCAGCAGGAGGUUGUUAGUACUGCAGCCCCUCGAUCAGAGCAGCAGGGGGUUGUCAGCACUAUGGUAGGAUCUCUUUCACUGCCACCUCCUCAGCCCAAGAAGAAGAAGUUCAGGAGGAAGGUUGAUCAGCUAUGCUUCUACUGCAAGAGGGGCAUGCAUCAGACUCUGGAUUGUCUCGAGUUCCUUGAGGAUAAGGCAGAAGGGAAGGUCUCAGAGGCAGGGGGUAAGAUGUACGAUAGACAAGGUAGGAUGGUAGAGAAGUCUGCAGAUGGAAUUAGGGCUUAGUUAUAUAGGCAAAACUAGGAGGCGAUGAGGAAGUAGGGCUGGUUUGCCUAUGUAAUUUGUUGGAUAUCUUGUGAGGCAUGAGCUUA